AUGGCUACAGCAGUAUUGCAGCCAGUAGCUGGCUACUCGGACGCCUUCAAAAGUGCUUCCAUCGAGGUCUUGGAGCGCGAGGCUACUCCCGAGCUGGACUUGGAGACGCAGGAGCCACGGACGAUCGACGAGCUGAUCAAGUUGCGAGCACGACAAUCUGGUUGUGAUGACCCAAUCAUUUCGUACCCCGAUGAAGGAACGACCUACAUCGACUACUCGCCUAAGGACCUGGACCGUCUCGUUGAGCAGGCCGCACAUCUCUACUCAAAUGUUGUGCCCCAAAGAAUGACCUCGAAUGAUCCAGUGCAGGUUGUCGGCCUUCUGGGCGACUCUGAUUUGAGCUACCUCAUAGCGCUGCUGGCUAUAUCGAGGCUUGGCCAUACAGCUCUUCUUCUCUCUACCCGGAUUACAGACGAGGCAUACGAAUCACUUCUGUCGGCUACGAAGGCUACGGCUCUGAUUUACCAGUCCACGUUCAAGGGAGCUGAGCGGAAAGUACUCAAAGUGCUGCCACAGCUAAACACGGCAUCCAUCGUCGAGCACGCGGCAUUAGCAGAUCGCAGUGCUGACCUUAAAGCAGCGACACUGGAUCCGCUUCGAGAGACCAAGAACGGAUCUUUCAUCAUCCACUCCAGCGGCUCCACUGGCUUGCCUAAGCCGAUCUACCAAACACAUAGUGCUUCGCUGUACACAUACUCACAGCACUUCAGCCUAGUCGGUCAUCUGACAUUACCGCUCUAUCACAACCAUGGCAUAUGUUGUACCUUCAGAGCCAUCCAUUCUCGGCGCAAGAUCUAUCUCUACAAUGCCCGGCUUCCCCUGGCCUCGUCACAUUUGCUUGCGACACUUCGCGAACAUCCCGACAUCAAGAUUCUGUAUGGUGUACCAUAUGCCCUCAAGCUACUUGCCGAAACGGAAGAAGGCUCUGAGCUAUUGAGUCGCCUUGACAUCGUCAUGUUUGGUGGAUCUGCGUGCCCCAAGCCGGUUGGUGAUAGUCUUGUCCGGAACGGAGUCAAUCUGGUCGGUCAUUACGGAGCAACUGAGGUCGGUCAACUCAUGACAUCCUUCAGGGACUUCAAAAGCGACAAGCUGUGGGACUGGCUACGAGUUCCGGAGAAGCUUCUGCCAUAUCUCAGUAUGGAACUCCGUGGCCCGAACUUGUAUGAGUGUUGCGUCAAGCAAGGCUGGGGCUCGAAAGUUGCCACAAAUCGUGACGAUGGCUCGUACGCAACCAAAGAUCUGUUCACGCCACAUCCAACUGUGCCAAACGCAUGGCAGUACUACGCACGCUUGGACGAUACGAUUGUACUGGAGAAUGGCGAGAAAGCAAAUCCUUUGCUGGUCGAAGGUGUGCUGCGGCACAAUCGCAACGUCGCAGAAGCUGUCGUCUUUGGUGCAGGCAAGCCACGCCUAGGUGCUUUCAUCAUCCCAAAGCCCGACUCAGAUCUGACCAGCGCACAAGUCAUUGAUUCUGUGGUACCUGCCAUCGAGGAGAUGAACAAGGCUCUACCAGCCUACUCGCACCUGUCGAAGGACAUGAUCAAGACUUUGCCGCAUGAUGCUGACUAUCGACGUACGGAUAAAGGCACUGUCAUUCGGGCUGCCUUCUACCGAGACUUUGCCAAACAGAUCGAUCAGUGCUACAUUGACGAGCAAAGCGGCUCAUUACGACUUGAAAGGGACGAGCUGAUCGCAUUCCUGCGCAAGGAGUUCACAAAGCGACUGGCCGCGAAGGGCGAGGUUGACUUCAGCGAUGACACGGAUCUCUUCAGCCUUGGUGUGGACUCCCUACAAGCUAUCCAGAUUCGAAGCGUCAUUCUGAAGACCAAUGAUCUGAAGGGCAGUGAGCUUGGUCGUAACUUCGUCUUCGACUUUCCGACAUUGACGCUGAUGGCAAAUGAAAUCCUGAGACUGCAAACAGGCGAGCCUCAGGAACAGAAGGCGAGCAUCGAGGACCGCAUGGCAGCGAUGAUCAAGAAGUACAGCGACUUUGACCGCCACCAGCCCAUCGAUCGGAAAGCAGAUGGCGACUACAUCGUGGUAACAGGAGCAACAGGAUCGCUUGGCGCUCACGUUGUUGCGCGGCUAGCUUCUCAACACCGUGUACGCAAGGUCUACUGCCUAGUCCGAGCAUCCAGUACCUCCAACGCCUCAGCACGAGUCGAAGAGUCCCUAAGAUUGCGACGUGUCCACGAUGACCUGUCUCUCGAAUCUCUCCAGAAAAUCAUCGCCUUGCCUUCGGACUUCUCCAAUAGCCUCCUUGGUCUAGAGUGGCGGAUCUACGACGGAAUCGCCAAAGACAUAACCCACCUCCUCCACCUCGCCUGGUCCGUUAACUUCAACAAGAACCUUGAAAGUUUCGAAUCAGACUGUAUAGCCGGCGCCAAGAACCUCAUCGACCUCUGCCUCAAAGCAAAGCGGCCUCAACCUGCGACUUUCAACUUCUGCUCCUCUGUCAGUGCAACAGUGCGGACACCUGGCGGCGUUGUACCCGAAGCGCUCCCUGAGUCGUUCUCAUACGCACAGGGCAUGGGAUAUGCUCAGUCAAAGCACGUCACAGAGCAUCUCUGUGAUCGCGCGACAAAAUCGAGAGGCAUAAAAGCUCGGGUUCUGCGAGUCGGCCAGGUCAUUGGUGAUACGAAACAUGGUGUGUGGAAUGCGACUGAGGCUAUCCCGAUGAUCUUGCAGACUGCGAAGACGGUCGGUGCCCUACCGAAGCUGGACGAACGACCUUCAUGGUUGCCGGUCGAUGUUGUCGCUCAGACGUUCGUUGACAUUGGGACUUCUGACACGGAGAAAGGACUCUUCAAUCUGGUGAACCAUGGCAGUUUCCACUGGGCUGGGGAUCUGCUGCCAUUGCUACGAGCGGCAGGCGUGGAGUUCGAGGAGGUCGGGCAGAGGGAGUGGAUCAGGAGGUUGAGGGCAUCGAAUCCUGAUCCGGAGGUGAACCCUCCGAUCAAGCUUGUUGACUUCUUUGCUGGGAAGUACGAUAAUGAUGACAAGAAAGGGAGUCUGAGUUAUGAUACAACGGUGGCGCAGGAGUGCUCGGAAGCGUUGAGAGAGGUGGGAGUCUUGGAUCAGGAACUUGUGGGCAAGAUUGUGGCUUACUUGAAGUCAAUUGGGAGUUUAUAG
Molecule: messenger RNA, 3132 nt
Organism: Fulvia fulva
Lineage: Eukaryota; Fungi; Ascomycota; Dothideomycetes; Mycosphaerellales; Mycosphaerellaceae
Product: Adenylate-forming reductase Nps10
Exons: 1
Coding region: 1-3132 (1043 amino acids)
Source: RefSeq, a predicted model, not a curated record